Molecule: messenger RNA, 6040 nt
Organism: Diatraea saccharalis (sugarcane borer)
Lineage: Eukaryota; Metazoa; Arthropoda; Insecta; Lepidoptera; Crambidae
Source: the annotation of a GenBank genome assembly
CUUACAACAAGUUUGACUUUGAUUCAACGUCCGACGAAUCUACAAGUGGUAUUUUGAGGCGUAGGAAAAAGAAGAAAGAAAAAUUCAAAAAGAAAGUAACUUAUUUCGACAUGCUACCUGGCGAUAUUAUGUUGCCAACGCCUGUUCCAGUUAUCAAACACUCACCAUCUGACAAGUCUAUACUAAACGUGCCCAGUCCGAAAAUAAGUGGUGAAAUCAUUCAAGCUAAAAGGGCAAGUGUGAAGCCAGUGGAGAUGGUGCCACCGCUGCCACCCAAAGCAGCGGACCAGCUUUAUAAACCGCACAGUGGUAUAGUUAUCAACAGAGAUAAAGAUUAUGUCCCUGAUGUUGUCCAUAUGCCAGGACCGAAGAUUCUAGGGAAAAAAGAAAAGAAAAGGUCAUGCCACAAAGGAGGAGUUUCAGUAAAGUUAAGUAUAAUAUGUCUUACAGACGGUACGCGGCAAUGAGAAAACGCCGAAUGGCUCGAAAAAUGAAGAACGCUGAUUCAGAAAGCCAGUUUACCACAUUAGGUGUUACCGAUGGAAAACCAAGAGCGAGAAAUAUCCAAAAACGUGUAAAGGAUGAUGACUCCGUGUGUGGUCUCGAUGAAAUACCGAGACCGGAACAUGUCCAAAUACCAGCAAACCUAAAACGAGGGACCCUCCAAACGCAUUCACUGACAGUGUUGCCUUGUACGAAGGAGAGGAAACCUGACGUUCAUUACGGUAUCCUUACGGGAUCCUUUAAUAUGUAUGACGCGAAAUUUGGUGAGUUGUUAUUAUCUGAAUUAGAUUCGCUACUCUAUAGUGGAGCUUUCUUAGAUACACGUCUGUUUAGAGCCUCAGAUAUACUUAACCAAUAUAAAAUAUUAUGCAUUUAAUAUUAGCGACAAAGAUUGUACCGAUAAAAAUUAUUCAAAACAUUAUUUAAUGCUGCGUAAACAGUUUAAAUUACUUAUUUAAUAAUGGAUUUGGAAAAAGAUGACAUGGAAUAUAAUUAAGAUGACUAAGUGAAUUGUAAACAAUGGAUACAAUGGUAGCGAUUUAAUGCCCUAUAUGAACUUCCACUCCCAUUUUCAUCUCCUUAUGUGCUUUUUUUCGGAACAAAAUUUAAGAUAGAUAAGAUCAGCUCACGCAGACUUUUUCUUAGAAUUAUUAAAGAGGAUCAAUUUCGUUAUACACGAUUUUUGUGUAACUUUUACCGUUUACGCAGCACACGUAUGGAAAGCUUUAAAAAAGUAAAAUAUUCUCCCGUUUUUGUAACCUUCCUCGAUAAGUGGACUAUUCAACACAAAAACAAUGAUUCAAUUCGUUCCUGUAGUUUCUGUGAUAGUAUGGAUCAAUGAAACAAGCAAACUCUUCGGUUUUAUUAUUAUUAUUAGUAUAGAUAGUAGAUAAAAGACUAAUUUAUAUUUUUAAUGAAAAAUGUUUAAAAUAUCCAUUUUGUACCUGGCACUCUGUGAUGGGAUACGAAACCACGAAAUUUCGCAAUCCGGGUGACUGCUUUAACCACUGAGCUACCCAGGACCCAAUAGGAAUGUCGAAUUUUUCAAACACUUGUUAGUUUUUCGUUACUACAGAGCUUAUUUUCACAAUUUUCAGGAAAUCCACCCAAACAAAAAAAAAAGUUGUUUACAAAUAUAUAAACUUUCGAUAAAGAUGAUCUAAUUAUUAUAUUUGAUCAAUAUUGCAUUUACAAUGCUACACCGAAAAAUAUUCUAAAAGAAAAAAGUUUCAGAAAAAAUACUAAUUUGUACCCACUUUAAUUUCCAUGUUUAUUUGUAGGCGGUAGGUCUAAGGGAAGACAAGCUCUUACCAUGAGCGUUAUGGCUUAUUGUUUGGCGUUCCAUUACCAUCCCAAGCAGUGGACCAUGAAACUUAUUGACAAUUUGGUCGAUGCUGGAGAUCAAUGGUAUAUGCAAUGUUUAGAAAAGGUUCACGAUCAUUCUGCCGUCCAAGGAAUAUGUGAAGUAUUGCCAUUUGGCAAAAAACAAACACUCGUUUUGAACGGAAAACGUAUGCAAGUGUUGCUGGGCGAGCCAGAUAUAGUCGGAUAUACUAUGUCCUUGGACCCAACCGUAUAUAACCUUUGUAGGGGAUUGAAAGCAUUUUUCAGAGAUAAUCGCGCUGGAGUUUUGAUGACCAGGGUGCUGAAAGUAGUGAUUUGGAAGGAUAAAAUUUGUUUCUAUAUAUUCGAUCCAGCUGGCAGAGAUUCUAGAGCUUACUCGAAUUUCGCUAACGGCUGUGCUGCUCUCAUAAACGUCAAAGACGUCGAUUCCAUUGCCGAUAUUUUACUAGCACGUAGUAUUGUGGAGGAUCAAAAAUUUGUUUUGGCAUCUGUAAAAGUAUUGAAAAUGAUCGACGAGAAAUGUGACGAAGAUAUAGAGUCCGAUAGAGAGUUAACACAAGCUGAAAAGGCAAUGAUGGGCUAUAGAAUUUUAAAUGAGAACUGUGCCAUUGUAAACGCAAAUAUGCAUUUGGGAGAUAGAUGUUUUGAAGAUGCAAAAUAUCGCCAAGCUUUAACAAUUGCUGUUGCAGCUAUGACUUAUGCGAAAAUAUCACCUCCUAACACCUGGUUCACUAAAACGUUGGAUAAAAUUUUACGUUUGGGUAACAAACUUUAUGUUGACUGUACACACCCUAAAGUUAUGAUAGACCUAACUAUUGACAAUAUACCUAAUGAAAUUAUCAUAGGUCCGUAUGCCUGUGAAAUCAUUAUAUACAGGGAAAGAGUGAAAGGACAGCUCUUCACUACCAAAGAAUGUCUAUUCAAUAUUAGAACUGGCUUAGAAGAAUUUUUCAGUCACGAGUAUAACAAUGGUAUAUUAGAGUUUAAUAAUUACGCUAUCGCGUUGUGGAGACAAAAAGAUAUGUUUUAUAUGUUUGAUCCUUAUCCACGCACUAACGAUGGUCGAAGAUCUGUUAAAGUUGGAAGAGCUUGUUGCAUGAUGCUACUUAAUUCCGAUACCAUUGUCGAUGUUUUUACUAAGAAUUGGGAUUACCUGCCGGCUUCAACUCAGUUUUAUAUACAUGCAUUCAAAGUAUUGAAAUUAAAGAAAAAGGAACUUAAGACGCAAAUAGUAUGUACUCUUAGUGACGAACAACUUCCUGGUUAUAAAAAAGCGAAAAGAAAAGUGCUUUCUUUAAGCCAAGGACAUGGGGAUGGAAAAGAAAUAUUUCACGAUGUUUUGCCGAUGGAUAUCCUGGAAGAUAAACCUAUGGGCCCGCAGGUAGAUGAAGAGCAAAUGGGUGACAUUAUAUCGUUAGUAGAUAGUAUACAAGAGGAUUACUUACCACCUAUUCCUUUGAGAUACAAAAACAUGGCACCGGAACCGUUAGAACCAAAAAUUGUAAAUUUGGAUUCACCGACUGUGUCGGUGACACAAGUGGUACCGCCGUGGCCGAAGCCACGUGAUAAAACCAACGAGCCCCCUGAGCCCGACCCGGAUCCCGAACCGACUCCUCCCCCUACACCCCCGCCAUUGCCGCCUCCAGAGGGUGGGGAGGAAGAGGAAGAAGAAGUUGAAGAAGAAGAGGAUGAAGAAACAAUGAAGAAAAAAAAAGAAGAGGAAGAACGAAGAAAAGCUGAGGAAGAGGAGGCGCGGCGAAAAGCUGAGGAACUACCGCCGCCGUUGCCGCCGCCACCGCCAUCGCCACAAGGAGAGCCCGAAGUACCCCUUGCUCCUCCAACGAAGCCGAUGGAAGAUGAAGUUCAGACAAUGGAGCCUGUCAAUGUAGAUCGACGUAUAUUACUCACAGAAGAUGCAAAGUUUAGAUUUAAACUGAGACAGUUACGUAAAAAAUUUACACCGCCUCUAAUGGAAGCCCAAAUGGAUCAAACGCCGUCUCAGGAACGUUUACAACCGAGUAAUUUCAAGAAUUUACCGGACAAUACAGAAAUUAUAAGAGGAACCGCAAACGGCAUAUCCGAUGAAAAAGGCUUGGAAGUACUUCCAUUUGCUGCUAUUAUGGCAAUAGUGACUUCGUAUAAAUACUCUAUAAACACAUGGACGCCUGGCAUCGUCAAUUUUGUAGUAGAUACAGCAAAUAAAUUAUACAAUAAAAAGAAAGAAAAGUUCCAAUUAGCUCCCGUUCAUAUUAUACCGAAAAUCGCUAUCGGGCAUCAGGCAUAUCAAGCUAACAUUGAUGUGGUGGGUGAAGGUGCUACUUGGCAAUUAGAGGAUGUGUUAACAAAUAAAUACUUGUUGAAAUACGAUCGCGGAAUGAUUACAACAUCCAACUAUAGUUGUGCAUUUUUCAAAAGGAAUGGAUUGUAUUAUCUAUACGAUGGAAGCACUUGCAAUGCCAUGGGUUUGAGGGAUAGUAAAGGCAAAGGACAUGCAUGUUUAUUGCGAUUUAACUACCUACAUGAUCUCGUGACGAGAAUUUUGUUUAAUAAAGACGGUAAAACAGAAGAUCAGCAGUUUAUUUUGAGCAAAAUAUUGGUGAGAAGACUUUUGACCGAACCUCGUAUGAAGUUACCCGAAGAUUAUAAUUAUGAAACUGGAAGGCCUAAAUCCACGAAAUCAAAACCAACAUUUGUGUCUCCGCCAAAGUCAGACAAAAAAAGCAGUAUUGAUGAAGCAGCUAAGAAAAGUCAAACGUUAGUUGGCUAUCAACAGAUGGAUGGAGGAUAUAGAUUGGAAGGUACAACUUCUCUCAAAGAUGCUAAGAUUCCAAGUUCAGACGUCAAAGCCUGUCAUUUUGUUAGUUUAAUAGCAAUGUUGAUGGCUGCAAUGCAUCCUAUAAGAACAUGGGAUCAUGUGAUGGUAGAUACCUGCAUAGAGAAAGGUCUAGAAAUCGUUGAAAAAGCCACGAAUUUGAAUGUUUGUGAAAAGAGAGUAAUCAAAAAUAUAAUUUUGGAUGGUAAAUUUAUAAAUGUUAACAUCAAAAAACUUAUUGUUGUAAAUGAAAACCCUGAGAAAAAACUAGAACAGUUUCUGGAUGCGGUAUUACGAAGACUUCGUUACGUAUUAGUUAGAUUUCCAACUUGCAGCAUGGUGAUAUGUCAAACAGAAGGAUAUUAUCACCUUUUUGAUCCGUACGCGUCAGCGAUAUCUGAAGAACCUGCUAGGAAAGAUAGUGAAAUAAAAACUAAAGAAUCCAGCCCCAAACUAAAAGCCAACAAAGUAGCGUCGUGGACACUCUACAGAUCCAUGGAUGCGUUAAUCCAUCGACUAAAGAAGUUGAUUCCGUCAUGCUCAGUGAAUAAACCCGAAUUUUAUACCUUUGAGUUGACUUCGGUGAAAACUGCACCACGGCAUUCAGCGAUGAACUACAGAGUAAGUCCACUAUUUAAACCAGACCCAAAUCCUAAUUUACCUUAUUUGAAGCGCAGAAAAAUUCGCCCUACCGUCGACGAAAAAAUGUAUUGGCUUAAUAUUGAAACUAUACCCUGGUCGCGAAUGAAUCCUGUCAAUGAUUUAGGGUUUGAAAGAAAAACUCCACGCACGCUGUGGAAAGAAUGGGAUAUCGAAUUCCCUGGAGAUCUUUUCUCUCUGUGGGGAACUUUACAUCCGAUGGAUUCCAAAUUUAACCCGGAUCAUCGUGGGAAACAAUAUCUAGCUACAAACGUCGUAGCCAUAGUUAUGGUUGAAGCUUGUGAUUUAAGUGCGUGGAGUAGUAGUUUCCUUGAUGGAAUAGUCGAAAAUGGAGAUAAAUAUCACAAAAAGUGUCAAGAUAAAUUAGCCUCGAAACCUAAUCACGAAAUAACGUUAGAAGAUUUAGAUUCUAAAUUUGAUGAAAUCGCUGUUACCGGAGGACUAAGAUCAGCUCAGGCGCUUGCGGUACGCCACAUUAUUUUUUUCUAUAAAUAUUUACUCCAUCUAGACUAAUAUGUAUACUUCUAAACAAGCUGUUCAAUACUCGAAAAUAACUCUAUAAAUUGUGUAACACAACUAAGUACGUCAUAAUCAUUUCAAAAUCGUGUAGAAGAAGAGUGUAGCGCUACGCUGCUGUACUGCCGGACACCGUGGUCAAUCAGUCAAUCAGCGUUAUACUCGAAAUUGUGGUCGUCAUCAUCACUUAUGGUGUGGAACUGA